Messenger RNA from Gongylonema pulchrum, 414 nucleotides. NCBI's taxonomy places the organism in Eukaryota, Metazoa, Nematoda, Chromadorea, Rhabditida, Gongylonematidae. The record is from the annotation of a GenBank genome assembly.
AUGAAUUUUAAGAACCGUGAAGACGAUCGUGAUCGCAAGGGGAGAAGGGACGGCGAGAGUGAGGUUCGGGUUCUGGUUCAUGAAUCGCAUGCUGGUGCUGUCAUUGGUCGUGGAGGAUCGCGUAUCAAGGAGCUACGUGAAAAAACUGGAGCUCAGCUCAAGGUUUUCUCACGCACUGCACCGCAAUCUUCUGAGAGACUGGUACUGCUGAAUGGCGAAGUGGACAAAAUAGUGGAGUGCAUCGCCAUAAUCAUCGACGUCCUGAAGGAGAUACCAAUAAAAGGUCCGAUACGUCCGUACGAUCCGAUGUAUUAUGACCCGGAUGUUAUCGGCGAUUACGGUGGCUAUGUUCCGGAUCGUAAUUUCGUAAACCGAGUGGCCCCUCGUAGAGAGUAUGGCUUUGGUGGUGGCGGC